Messenger RNA from Pieris macdunnoughi, 459 nucleotides. The record is from the annotation of a GenBank genome assembly. NCBI's taxonomy places the organism in Eukaryota, Metazoa, Arthropoda, Insecta, Lepidoptera, Pieridae.
AUGUAUUUAAAAAGUGUACUCACUGUAGCAAAGGAAAUUAAAAUACCAGUACCAUGGGGUCAUGUCUCUGCAAAACUAUGGGGACAGGAAAACCAGCGACCCGUUUUAGCACUUCAUGGAUGGCAAGACAACGCUGGCACCUGGGAUCCACUUGCACCUAUGAUCAGUGAUAAAUUACCGAUUCUUGCAAUCGACUUCCCUGGCCACGGCCACUCAUCGUGGAUUCCACCAGGGUUCCAAUAUUCUCCCUGGGAUCUACCAAGAUUGAUACUCACAAUUAAAGAUUACUUUAAGUGGGAUAAAAUUUCAAUUUUAGGACAUUCCAUGGGUUCAAUAGCUGGGAUGCGAUUCGCCUGCGUAUUCCCAGAUGAUGUAGACUUCUUUAUAGCAGUGGACAGUCUUUUUUACGAUGACUACGACUUGAACCAAAUAGUUGAAAGAUACGAAAAAUACAAUUAG